AUGGCAUAUUUGUCGCUCGCUGGAAAGACAAUAGUGUUGUUUACAGUCGCAUCGACAUCAUAUGGUAUUGAGCCUAUUGCUAGUGUGAAGCGCUUCUCUCAGUCAGAAAAGAAAUAUCUCCACAUUCAACAACCCUUUGUGAUAAAACAGUAUAAUCACCACAUGGGAGGGACGGACCUUAUGGAUGAGGACAUAAGCACCCACAGAAUUGGGAUCAGGGGAAAGAAGUGGUGGUGGCCUUUGUUUACAUGGCUUAUAGAUCUGGGCACCACUAAUGCUUGGCGACUUCUCAGAUUGUCAGGGAACAAAAUGACAAAACUGACAUUUAGAAGAGAAAUAGUUCAAUGCUACUUAACAAGGUUACAAGACUCCUCCAGCUCUUCCCGGCCCAAGUACUUCAAGAAAGGUCUUCGUUGCAAAAAAUAA
This is a messenger RNA of Homalodisca vitripennis (glassy-winged sharpshooter), 426 nucleotides long. RefSeq names its product piggyBac transposable element-derived protein 3-like. Lineage: Eukaryota; Metazoa; Arthropoda; Insecta; Hemiptera; Cicadellidae. The transcript has a single exon. The record is from RefSeq and is a predicted model, not a curated record. Bases 1 to 426 code for a protein of 141 amino acids.